Messenger RNA from Bicyclus anynana (squinting bush brown), 1867 nucleotides. RefSeq names its product innexin inx2 (gene Inx2). The record is from RefSeq and is a predicted model, not a curated record. Gene Ontology annotation, molecular function: gap junction channel activity. The transcript has a single exon. Gene Ontology annotation, biological process: phototransduction. Gene Ontology annotation, cellular component: gap junction; plasma membrane. NCBI's taxonomy places the organism in Eukaryota, Metazoa, Arthropoda, Insecta, Lepidoptera, Nymphalidae. Bases 98 to 1177 code for a protein of 359 amino acids.
CACCAGCAUUCCGCACUCGGCACGAGGGCGAAGCGCACGCCCGACUCCUCGAUUACCGCGAUCGACGCGCCGCGCGCCCGCGGCUAGUUCAACCGCCAUGUUUGACGUUUUCGGCUCUGUGAAGGGCCUUCUCAAGCUCGACUCGGUGUGCAUCGACAACAAUGUGUUCCGUCUGCACUACAAGGCCACCGUGAUCAUCCUAAUCGCUUUCUCGCUGCUCGUCACGUCGCGGCAGUACAUCGGGGACCCCAUCGACUGCAUCGUCGAUGAAAUCCCGUAUGCCGUCAUGGACACCUACUGCUGGAUCUACUCGACGUUCACGAUUCCGAACCGACUGGUCGGGCGCGUGGGCAAGGAUUUCGCACAGCCCGGCGUCGCGUCUCACGUCGAUGGACAGGACGAGAUGAAAUAUCACAAAUAUUACCAGUGGGUGUGUUUUGUGUUGUUCUUUCAAGCCAUUCUGUUUUAUGUGCCCCGUUAUCUGUGGAAGACAUGGGAAGGAGGACGCGUAAAAAUGCUCGUGCUGGAUUUGAAUUGUCCGGUAGUCGGCGAGGAUUGCAAAGCUGAUCGAAAGAAAUUGCUAGUCGACUAUUUUUUUACGAACUUACACACACAAAAUUUUUACGCCUUCCGCUUCUUUAUUUGUGAAGUAUUGAAUUUUAUAAAUGUGGUAGGACAAAUAUACUUUAUGGACUUUUUCUUGGACGGAGAGUUCUCGACGUACGGCCGAGAUGUCGUACGCUUUACGGAGAUGGAACCUGAAGAGAGAGAGGACCCGAUGGCGCGAGUGUUUCCUAAAGUGACGAAAUGCACCUUCCACAAAUACGGUCCAUCGGGAACCGUGCAGAAGUUCGACGGGUUGUGCGUCCUGCCGCUGAACAUCGUCAACGAAAAGAUCUACGUGUUCCUGUGGUUCUGGUUCAUCAUCUUGUCGAUUCUCAGCGGCAUCUCGUUGAUCUACCGCGCGGCCGUGGUGGCGGGCCCGCGGGUGCGCCUGUACCUGCUGCGGGCGCGCAGCCGGCUCGCCCCGCAGGAGCAAGUCGAGACCGUCGCUCGCAAGCUGCAGAUAGGAGACUGGUUCGUGCUGUACCAGCUCGGCAAGAACAUCGACCCGCUGAUCUACAAGGAGCUGAUGGGCGACCUGGCGAAGAAGUUCGAAGGCAAGGACACAGUGUAGCCGCGUCGCGGCAGUGCGGAGACGUGCUCGCGGCGGGCUACCUGCCCGUCCGCACAAAGAGCGCCGGGAGCGGCCGCGCGCCGACAUUCCAUUACCCACAGCCGACGCGGGGAACGACCUCCGUCGGACCAGUCAUUGUAUUCCAGAACCGCUUUAACUCUUUUAUAUUACUGAUAUGAAACUAUGUUAGUUGGUACCUUCUCCCGGGCGACUUCGACUGAUGCGUGCCGACGUGCGCGUGCAUUUAGACUAAAUUUUUUAGAGCAUGUUUACGUUAGUCGUAGAUGAAAUAGACAGAUCUCGUGCCUUCGUUUUGUAUUUUGUAUUAUUGUUUGUGUGCGAGUGAACAGCGUUGAAGGGACGUCUCAUUGUGAUAUGUAAUUAUUAUUAUAUCUAAAUUAAGUGUUUAUCGUGUACGAGAUUGAUCGAGUGAGCGACGGCUGGCUUAUUUCUAAGUUUUAGAUAGUUAUCUAAUGAUAUCUGUGUUAUCGAAUGUUAUACUCGAUACGAUAUUGUAUAAAGCAAUAAUGAACUAUUAGUGUUAAGAGAUCAGUUAUAGAACUUUGUUAUCGAUGAUACUGUAAUUUUUUACUAAGUUAUCGAUACACUUGUCUAUACAUUUUAUACUGACGAAAACGAGUCGAUUAAGAUAAUGGUUGAUAUUUUCUGAAUAUAUUUACUGCCACAUAU